Rhineura floridana is the source of this 8523-nucleotide messenger RNA. RefSeq names its product phosphatidylinositol-5-phosphate 4-kinase type 2 beta (gene PIP4K2B). The record is from RefSeq and is a predicted model, not a curated record. Lineage: Eukaryota; Metazoa; Chordata; Lepidosauria; Squamata; Rhineuridae. The transcript is spliced from 10 exons. Gene Ontology annotation, biological process: phosphatidylinositol metabolic process. The coding region runs from base 900 to 2189 and encodes 429 amino acids. Gene Ontology annotation, molecular function: phosphatidylinositol kinase activity.
GGCAGCGGACGAAACUACCUCUAGUGACUGAAGGGGGAGCGAGGUUCGGUUCGGUAGGAAGACAGACGGCUCUAUUUGGCAGUUGACAGGGGGUGGGGCGCGGACCCAACCAUUUGUGGAUGGAGGGGUGAUUAUACGGUGCCCAGUUUUCUGAGCUGAACCACUGUCUGUACGUAGGGGAAGGGGUGUGUAUAUGUGGGUGAUAGUGUUACGAAUAGUGUGCGUGUGUAAUACUGAUUCAGGUGCUACUGCCGAGUAGGUGGAAGGAAUAGGAAGCAGCACGAAAUAGAGACGGGUGGAGUGUAGAUGGUACCACUGAAUGCUUUCGAGGGGGGAUACCACUGACGAGAUUAGAGGGGUGUCGCUCUGAGUGCAAGAAGGAGGGGCUGGGCAGUACCACUUGGGGAAAAAUAACAGGGAAGUUAAAGACAUGCCACUGACUUAAUAUGGGAUCCAUUGUGAAUGGGUGAGGAAAAAUCCAUGUGGUACAACUGGAGGCCCCAUUGCGGGUGAUACCAGUGCAUUUAGCAGGAGAGGGAGACAGGAGGUACCACUUUGGAGGAUUAAGGGGCAUAAACUUUUAGUGACACCCGUGAGUAGGUGAAAGUGGCAGGUCUCUUGAUGCCACUCAAAGGAAUUCCAGGCAAUACCAACACAUGGAGCAAGUGGUGCCAUUUUGAGCUGUGGCAAGGGGCAUAAUCUUUAAGUAGUAGCAUUAAUAAGUGGGGUGGGUGGGUAUUAAAAGAACAGAAGGCUGGGACUUUUCUUUGGGAGGACAUUGGCAUGAGCAUUUGAGGAGGCAGAAGUUGGUGAGGUCUAGUUGGUAUCAUGCAAAGACUCUGCUGAUAGGCGGCGGAGAUUCUUUCGAAGCCAGGAGUCCAGAAGAUCAUCUCACUGCUAUGGCCUCGAACUGUACUGGGGGCACGGCAGCAGCGAGCGUCGGUGCAGCUUUAGGAACUGCGCUCAGUGCUUCCAAGACCAAGACGAAGAAGAAGCAUUUUGUCUGCCAGAAAGUGAAGCUCUUUCGAGCCUCCGAGCCGCUCCUCAGCGUCCUUAUGUGGGGAGUCAACCACACGAUUAACGAGUUGAGUAAUGUUCCUAUUCCAGUUAUGUUAAUGCCGGAUGACUUUAAGGCCUACAGCAAGAUUAAAGUGGACAAUCACCUUUUCAACAAGGAGAACCUGCCAAGUCGUUUUAAAUUUAAGGAGUACUGCCCACUGGUGUUCCGAAAUCUCCGGGAAAGAUUUGGGAUUGACGAUCAAGAUUAUCAGAAUUCUGUGACACGGAGUGCUCCAGUGUACAGCGAUAGCCACGGCCGGUGCGGGGUCCGUUUCCUCACCACCUAUGACCGGCGGUUUGUCAUCAAGGCGGUGUCGAGUGAAGACGUUGCAGAGAUGCACAACAUACUAAAGAAGUACCACCAAUUCAUUGUGGAAUGUCAUGGGAAUACACUUCUUCCGCAGUUCCUAGGCAUGUACAGGCUUACUGUAGAUGGUGUGGAAACCUACAUGGUGGUAACCAGGAAUGUGUUUAGUCAUCGGCUGACAGUGCAUCGGAAAUAUGAUCUCAAGGGUUCAACUGUAGCAAGGGAAGCCAGUGACAAGGAAAAGGCCAAGGAUCUGCCAACUUUUAAAGACAACGACUUUCUGAACGAAGGCCAAAAGCUCCAUGUUGGAGAGGAGUGCAAAAAGAACUUCUUGGAGAAGUUGAAGCGAGACGUUGAGGUAGAGGGUGCUGAGCUGCUGUUUCUGGCUCAGCUGAAGAUCAUGGAUUACAGUUUGCUGGUAGGGAUUCAUGAUGUGGACCGUGCUGAGCAAGAAGAGAUGGAAGUUGAGGACCGGGCAGAAGAAGAAGAAUGUGAGAAUGAUGGUAUCGGUGGGAACCCCAUUGGUUCUUACGGGACCCCACCUGACAGUCCUGGCAACCUUCUCAACUUCCCCCGGUUUUUUGGGCCUGGGGAAUUUGAUCCAUCAGUGGACGUCUAUGCUAUGAAAAGCCAUGAAAGUGCUCCUAAGAAGGAGGUAUAUUUCAUGGCCAUUAUAGAUAUCCUCACGCCAUAUGACACAAAGAAAAAAGCAGCACACGCUGCCAAAACUGUGAAACACGGGGCUGGAGCAGAGAUUUCCACAGUCAAUCCAGAGCAGUAUUCAAAACGCUUCAAUGAAUUUAUGUCCAAUAUUCUGACAUAGUUGUCUUCCCAUCCUUGGCGAAAAGGUGGAGUGAGAAGACAAAUGGGACGGGGGUGCUGCUUCCAAAGCAACAGGAAUGCACUCCACUCUGCUGGAGUGUGAUGUUCAGUAAAUGUGUAAUAACAGUGUGACCUAGCAGAACACUAACUUCUAGCUGUAGGCCUUCAAAUAUUCUCCUUGACCUGAUGGGAAAAUGGGAUUUUCCCCCUCCCCCUCUUAUUUUGGUUGCUAAAAUAUUCAAACAUAAACCUGAAGAAUUAAGUACUGUUAAGAUCUACACAUCUUUAUCUUUGAAGAGUAUCAUAGUCUCCUGAUGGUCAGAUGCUAAUGUGAAUAUAUAGCAGAAGAUAACUCCAGAAACAGUUCUCCCUGCAACUGAACCAGCGGUCUUCACUCAGAGCAACCCCCUCUCCCUUUGUUGCUUCUUGCUUUAAGAACUGGAUGGGAACAGCAAGCCAUUUGAGGGCAAAACUGUUACAGUGAUGUGCAAAAGCCAUUUUUAGUAGAUUGAAGCAAAAACAUUUUCCUUACCUUGCUUUGGGCUACAUUUCUUUUUUAUUUUUUACACUGAUUGUCAUUUCAAAAGAGAUGAGGAGGGGAAUAUGAUGACAAUUUGGCUGCUUAAUAUGUGAUGCAAAUCAAGGGGGGGAAAGCAGUUACAGAAGAAACUUUACACCUAUCAGUCAGAAUACAAUGAAGGCCCUUGACCAAGAUAACUACUAGAAGAGGGUGUGGCAACAUGAAAUCAUUCUCUGGAUGAGUCACAAAUACAUUUGUCUUGGAACACCUGGGCUAUAUUGCCUCUGUAACAUAACUGAGGUUCUACCAGUGUUAAUCAUGCUUCAGCCAGCCUUUUUUAACUUGAUCUGGUUGCAGAGCCCAUAAGAUGAUGUUUGCCAUAAAAAGGCUACCACUUUUUUAAAACGACGUAUUGUGUUGUGAAUCAGUGUGUUAGAAAUCUGUCUCCCUGGAGUUUUUGGUAGUUUCACAUUGGGAAGAAUCCAAUCCCAGAACUUUGGAAGUAUGUUAUACAUUGAUGAAAACUGACUAUAACCACUAAGACAGAGUGUCUGCUAGAUAGGACAGACCAUUGGAAUGACUUGUGCUAGGUUCAAGAAUUCAAACUGCUCUUGCCCCAUUUGAAUGACAAUUUUUUUCUUACAUCUGCAGACUUUAACCUUGGAUUUCACAGCAACGCUUGUUGAAACUGCCUAAGAUUUUGAAUGCUACGCAUUGAUUCCAUGUUUUCAAUAUUAUGUGUGGGGGAUUGUUUGUGGGUUGGUUUUGUUUUUUAAAGAUGGAUUUAGCAGUUUUUGAACCAUCACCUUGCAAUCAAGACACUUUGCUUACUCUGCCUUGAAACGGUUUCUCACAUAUGCCUUUCCUUUCCUGAAUGUGAUUGUUAGGAUGAUUGUGUCCUGUGCUGUAUAGUAUACUUUUUGCUUUGUGGAUUCUGUCUUGUUGAGAGUGUGGUGAAUGUUUUUUCUCUCCCUGUUUCCCUGUAGUAUAUGCCCCUUGUCCUCAGAUGGGGCACACACACACUUACUUGAGGAGGAAAAAGGUGAUUCUACAACUUCAGUGACACACAAAUGUUUGUAAAACUUGAAAAAUAAUGGAAUAUGUUGUAAAUAAUUUAAGGUUUCUUAAAAGCCUGAAUGGAAACCAUUCAUUAGGAAUAGGAUAAGAGUCCCUUCUCUAGUCACCUUGACUUCAGGACUUUAAUUUCUUGUCAGAAGCCGCUGUCUGCUAUGUUUAAGUGUCCAGCUGACUAUACCAUAAACUGUGUGAAUAUGUGAACAUAUUUUAAAAGUGAGAAUGGGUAUGUUGACAGGUUGUAAAUGUUCUGAAAGCUAGAGCUUUACUUUUCUCUAAAAACAUGCACUUGAAGCCCAUUGCGAAAUAGAACCUACAGACGGCCUUUGGCCUGGUAAGAUUUUUUUUCCACUCUUGCCUCCAUUUCUUUUGUCUUUGGUUAUUAAUUUUUAAGUCAUAACUAGAAAUGGGCAAACAUCCACAUCAGAACUUUCUUUCGAGGCAAGCAUUCGCAUCAGACCUUUCUAACACUGACGACAAAUACCCGCCAAAGUUUAUCCUUUUCAAAGUGUGGCACCGCACAGCUGAAAAGACCCUGGGAAAAAAAUCAAUUUCCCGCAUAUAAGAAGAGUCCUGCUGGAUAAGAUCAAAAAGCCCAUCUAGUUCAGCUUCAUGUUUCUCACAGUGGCCAACCAAUUGCCUCUGGGAAGCCCAGAAGCAGAAUCUGAGCACAAUAGCCCUCCCCUCCUGGUAUGCCUAGCAACUGGUAUUCAGAGGCAGGCUGCCUCUGAUACUGGAGGUAGUAUAUUGCCAUUGUGACUAGUGUAGUCCAACAAACUCAACCAGUGUAUCGAAACAGGUUCCCAUGUGCAUGGAACUGCCAUACCAGGCAUUCAAAGCACUAGCAUCAAGCUCUUGCCUUCAAUGGUUCUGUGGCUUUGGCCCACCCUGUCGUUCUGCCCUUUCCUCCUGCCCCCCGCCCUUCACUUUUCCAUCCUCACCCACCUGAAAAUCUCGUGCUCCCUUAAACAUCGCCAUUCAUUCUGGUCCCAUUUACUGCCCUUUUGUAUGCAGCUCCCUCCAGUACUUCUCUGACACCACCUCUCUCUGCCUCCCUUCCAGUUGCUCUUCAAAACCCAGCUCUUCCAGGAUGCUUUUGGCUUACCCCCUUCAUCCUCAUCCCCUUCAUCCUCAUCCGCAGCCAAACUAAAAUCCAAGUAAUUCGUAGCCACUUCAAUUCCUCAUUAGCCUGGAUUUUCCCUCUCCUUCUGGUCAAACGUUUGACUAUAAGCCACCCCCCCCCGGGGGGAGAGCAGAGGUUAGUAUUUCUUUUUCCUGUAAAGUCCAUGAACAGUCAUGUUGCUGUUUAAAAUGAGUGUGCUGCUGCAAUUGGGGGUGGGGAGGCAGCCAGUUACCCCGUAAAGCACUCUUAACUGUACAAGGUACUCCAUUGGGGUCCUUACUGUGGCAGCCCAUAUGCACCGCUCAGCUACAGGCAAGGCAUUGUGAGCUGUUUAUUGGACCCAACCCACAAGGACUGGGGCCCAGCAACACAUCUGAGUGAAAGCUGACCCACCUAAGUAUGAGAUGUCCUAAGCCCAGAGCUUUCCAUGAGGAGGCAUGAAAAGGUGCUAGGUGUUUUUUCAAGUUCCUCCACUCUGUACCUCUUGCUAAUCCCCUUGUUCAUGCUCUGCAGACCUCUUUUGCCUCUUGCUUUACCACAUCUCAGGAUGAUUCAGAACACUUCUCCUAAAUUCAUGUACUGCUCCCACAGCUAUGAGGCCCCCCCUAGUUGAUUUUGGUUUCCUACUGUUUCCUGCCAUCAGGGUUCAAGUCCUUAUUGUGAAAAUGUUGCCUGGAUGAUACACUUGCCCUCCUUUCCAUCAGUACAUCCUGUUUCCUCCCACUCUCAUAGCUGUGCCUUCUGCUAUGCUGCUCUUUUGGUCCAUUUCACUCCCCUCUGUCUCCUCUGCAAGUCCCAUUCAGCAAAGCUGCUCCCGAGUAACUCUUGCUCCAUUUUAUCUCAUUGUCCCCCUACCCUGCCUCAAGCAUACAGUCUCUGAACUCUGCCCAAACCACUGAAUGCAGAGGACAAUCUGCUUAGGGUCUGCAACACACCUGUGUAUCACUCCAGGUUGUAAUGGGGUUAAUACAGAACUUUUCUGGAUAGUUAUUGGACUUAAGAGGACAGUUGUGUGGCUGGUCUAUCGUCUCUUCCCUCUGUCCUCCUCAUGUUGGCUUUGAUUGACAGCUUACUUUUCUGUUCCCCAAGAAAGGAAGCAUGCUGAAGGUUCAUUUACCGCUCUUUCCAUUUCCUUAGAAUUGUCUCCCCACAAACCUGGGUUGGGUGCCUGUUAUUUAGGAGAGCCAUUGUGAGACAGAGAUCUUGAAAACAUAUGAGUGAAGCCAGGUUAGGAAGCUUGAGAGCUUCAAGAUCCUGUGCUGUUUCUCCCCCAACUCUGGCCCUAGAAAUUUGCCCACUGCCAAUCUUCUUUUAUCCCUCUUGUUCCUAUCAAACCUUUCCAAAUUCUCUGAGAUAUAUUAUGUGAAAUGAGCAGAAAUCUGAACAUUUGGUUUUAAAAUUGCAGAAUAUUUAUUGUUAAUGGCAGAAUUUGAGUUCCAUGGUAAAGAUUUAGGAUUUUUCCCCUCCUAUGGAGUAUUAGAUGAACCUGGCAAUUCAGUAAGAAUGACUUAUGUGCUAACAGUAUUCUAAUUGAGGCAGUUGUUUGCCAGUGGUGCUAUGGAAAUGGGGGAGCAAGUGACCCUCCCAUCAGAGUAUUAUUGGCAGCAAUGACCACUACAGAUAGAAUUGCAGCUACUGAUUAGUCUUUAUUUUUCCCCUAAAGUUUCUCUCUUUUGCCACCAUCAAGAAUCUUUUGCCCUUCCCCUGGUUUUGGGUGAUCCCAGAAUUUUUCCCCUAGUGCAAUAAUUAAAAUUGUCUGCAACCAUUUAGCUGUAAGAGAGCUGGUGCAGUUGGGUAUUAAAGUUUUGGUGUGUGACCUAAGGUGAUAGCACUGGCAAUGCAAUUUUGCUUCCAUCUCAAUGGCAGUUAGAUUUUAUCCAGAGUCUAUUUUGAAACUCUUGCAUUUGCCUUGCUGUCCUUUUCUAAGUGUAAAUUAUUCCCUCGCCAUUUCUGUGAAGGGCAUAGCUUGUCUGCACAAGCAGUUUACUGCUGGCUUUUUCUUGGACUUUGCUGCUAGACAUGGCUGUUGCAGUUGAGCAUUAGAUUACCACGGGAAGAAUUAGUACUAGUUUAUAGCCAUUUCCCCCUCACCCGAAAUUGCUUAAGAGAAAGAAGUGCGGGUAAGUGUGAUGUGGACAGCAACAACAUCCAUACCCCCUUUUCAUAAAGCAGCAUCCUCCAUAAUAAAUCCAUGCAAGGGAAUGUAAAAAGCCACCAUGUCUCUUCUGGGUGCGGGAGCUCAUGUAAGAGCCACCCUUUUAAUCACACACACGCAAGCACCACAGAAGCAAAGUAUUUUCCUGCUGUUGAAAGCACCUCGUAGUUCUGUCUUAAAAAACCAUGUGACAUGUGAAAGCUUAAUUGUGCUAGUUUGAACUAUCUUUGUGCAUCUGUGUUAGUUCUGUUCCAGUGAACAAACGUGCUCUCAGAUGUACAUUCUCACGUCUAGCCAACGAGUACAUGCCAUUUCUUUAUGGUGUCAGCUUUCUCCCUUGCUUCCUGGCUAUGUCCUUUAUGGUGACGCCAAAACCUCGAUCCUAAAGGAUUAGACAAAUCUGUUAAGGAAUCUCAGUUACUGCUAGCUAAAUGGUCCUCACAGUUUAAACCUGCAUGCUUUGCCCAUCACAAUAUGCUUGGGAAAAGAAAGUCUUGACAAGAGCAUGUUUCUGUGCAGAGUGUUUUUUGGUAGCCAUUAUAAACAUGCAUCCUACACCCUGUAUUGCUACUUUUUAGAAGUUUUGUAGAGCUGACUAUAUCCAGGCACUUAGCAUGGAAUUCCCUGCACUAGAAAAAGAUACAGGUGAGGGCUUUCUAAGGGCCAAACUAGGCAUGUAUGUUUAAUCAUAUCUGCCUUGUUCAUGUGUAAAGCAGAAGCUGGGGGGGGGGUGAGAACCUAAUUUGAUAAUAGAGAAGGUCAUGGGUGGGAGAGCUGAACCCUCCACCACCUUACCACUCUCUGCUCAAUUGUUUCAGACACUUUUUGUGCAGCCCAUCAAUUUAAUGAUAUCAGAGCCAGCCUGAAGAAAGUUCUUUUUGGGACCCCUUAUUCUCAUGCUCCUGUUGUUAAAAUCACCCACACACACACUCUAUGUGAGUGGGCCAUACAUGUGAUUAAACCAACAAGCUGCUAUCCAGUUUCACUUGGGCCUAAGAAUGAGAAUCAUGAUGUGAGUCGGUGCAAUGUUAUCACAGGUAAUUUAAAAGUUAAUAUGAAUUGUAAAAGUUCCUAUGUUACUUAGCCAGGGUGAAGGAAUUCUGAUCCAGUUCUGUUGAGCUACAUUUUCAAAAAAUUAGUACCUUCUGUUUUCACCAAUCACCUCCUACUUUUAUGCCUCUGCAGGAUAUGCAAUGGGUUCAAAGGUGUUUUAAAUGUGUAUCACAAAAGUUUCAAGUAGGGAUGUAGCUGUUGACAAAAAAAUGUAAACAAAAAACUUAAGAAAAAAGCACCUGGUUCAAUUUCCACAACUUUUUUUUUUAAAAGAAAAAAGGAAUUAAAAGUCCAAUGUGCUUAUCUGUUUGCUAGAAGUAUGAGACACUUAAGUGUUUUGAAAUGCAUGCAUGUUAACAAGGUGAAGUCUCCCAGCUGGGGCGAACAAAAUAAAAUCAAAACUUUGUGUA